Balaenoptera ricei (Rice's whale) is the source of this 5027-nucleotide messenger RNA. RefSeq names its product zinc finger and BTB domain containing 25 (gene ZBTB25). The coding region runs from base 130 to 1278 and encodes 382 amino acids. Gene Ontology annotation, cellular component: nucleus. Gene Ontology annotation, molecular function: protein binding; RNA polymerase II cis-regulatory region sequence-specific DNA binding; DNA-binding transcription factor activity, RNA polymerase II-specific. The record is from RefSeq and is a predicted model, not a curated record. Lineage: Eukaryota; Metazoa; Chordata; Mammalia; Artiodactyla; Balaenopteridae. Gene Ontology annotation, biological process: regulation of transcription by RNA polymerase II. The transcript has 4 exons.
GAAGCCGCGCGAGAGCGGGCCGCGGGGUGCGUGAGCCGGCGCCGCCGCGUGACGUACGCGGCGCGGGAGCCGCCCCUCCCGCACGGAGGAGUCAGCCGGCCGCCCGCCGCGGCGGCCUCUGGAGCCACAAUGGACACAGCUAGCCAUAGCCUUGUCCUUCUGCAGCAGCUGAACAUGCAGCGAGAAUUUGGUUUUCUGUGUGAUUGCACAGUUGCUAUUGGAGAUGUCUACUUCAAAGCCCACAGAGCAGUGCUUGCUGCUUUUUCUAACUAUUUCAAGAUGAUAUUUAUUCACCAAACAAGUGAAUGCAUAAAAAUACAACCAACUGACAUCCAACCUGACAUAUUCAGCUAUUUGUUGCACAUUAUGUACACGGGGAAAGGGCCAAAACAGAUUGUGGAUCAUAGUCGUUUGGAGGAAGGGAUUCGAUUUCUUCACGCCGACUACCUUUCUCACAUUGCGACUGAAAUGAAUCAAGUGUUCUCACCAGAGACUGUGCAGUCCUCAAAUUUAUAUGGCAUUCAGAUCUCAACGACCCAAAAAACAGCUGUCAAACAAGGGCUGGAGGUCAAGGAAGCUCCUUCCAAUAACAGUGGAAAUAGAGCUGCUGUCCAGGGUGACCACCCCCAGUUGCAGCUCUCUCUUGCUAUUGGGCUGGAUGAUGGCACUGCAGACCAGCAGAGGGCCCAUCCUGCUGCCCAGGCCUUGGAGGAGCACCAGAAGCCUCCCGUGUCCAUCAAGCAGGAGAGAUGUGACCCAGAAUCUGUGAUUUCCCAGAGCCAUCCCUCACCCUCUUCAGAGGUGACAGGCCCCACUUCCACCGAAAGCGGUAUCAAAAUACACCUAUGCCAUUACUGUGGGGAACGUUUUGAUUCCCGUAGUAAUCUGAGACAACAUCUCCAUAACCACGUGUCUGGAUCCCUCCCAUUUGGUGUCCCUGCUUCCAUUCUGGAAAGUAACGACCUUGGUGAAGUGCAUCCACUUAAUGAAAAUAGCGAGGCUCUUGAAUGCCGCAGGCUUAGCUCCUUCAUUGUCAAGGAUAAUGAGCAGCAGCCUGACCACUCAAACCGGGGUACCACAGAGCCUUUGCAGAUCAGUCAAGUGUCUUUGAUCUCCAAAGACACUGAGCCAGUAGAAUUAAACUGUAAUUUUUCUUUUUCAAGGAAAAGAAAAAUCAGCUGUACCAUCUGUGGUCAUAAAUUUCUCCGAAAGAGCCAAUUACUGGAGCACAUGUAUACACACAAAGUAUCAGAAGAUUUUAUAGGCUACCUGGGUUGACAUUAAUUUUCUAAUCAUCACCUGAAAAGGUAAUUUUUCAGUGGCACAAUUUUAACUUUUUUCUGGUCCGUAAAACCAGCAGAGUAGAUAUAGUCAGUGUCCUAGAACUAUGUUUAAAAUCCAUGACAGGGCUUCCCUGGUGGCGCAGUGGUUGAGAGUCCGCCUGCCAAUGCGGGGGACACGGGUUCGAGCCCUGGUCUGGGAAGAUCCCACAUGCCACGGAGCAACUAGGGCGGUGAGCCACAACUACUGAGCCUGCGCGUCUGGAGCCUGUGCUCCGCAACAAGAGAGGGCACGAUAGUGAGAGGCCCGCGCACCGCGAUGAAGAGUGGCCCCCGCUUGCCGCAACUAGAGAAAGCCCUCUCACAGAAACGAAGACACAACACAGCCAAAAAUAAAUAAAUAAAUAAAAUCCAUGACAGCCUUCCCUCUGUGAAUCAACUUAACUCCCUUUUAUAUUGGUGAAACUUACAAAGCUAAAAUUCCAGAAAAAUUAAAAUUGGUGGACUGAAUGAUAGACUCUCCUCCUCUGUGUAGCUGGGAAAUAGCUGGUUAAACUUCACCACAGAGGAUAGACCUAAAUUGUUUCUGAGAUGUUUAAAUUUAAAAUACUAGAUAGUCAAGGAUAACAAAAGAGAGAGGCUUCAGAACAGCCUUAUCUUUUUUUGUAUGCUGCCCUGCUAAAUUCUAAACCUCACAGGUAUUUUAGUAAAUUUAGUAAAUUUGGUUUGUGAAGCUUAGAAUUUAACUACCUACAGAAACUGUUUGAUCUCCUUCCUGACUGCUCACUUCUUCGGGUAUUUCCUGACAUCACAGUUCCUCAACAGGAUCCGAGUUCAGUCAGGAGGUAGCUCAAAGAGAAAUCCAGCUCAUUCUAAGGGCACAAAGGUUUUCUCUGGGUUAUCAGUGAGUUUAGGUGAAUUAUGAACUGAUAAGUUUUUCUUAAGGAGUGAAUGAAGAAAACCAGUGGGCAUUGUCUAAGGUGGUUGAGUUUCUGUCCUAGACAAGGAUGGGGAAGCCUUGUGGGGUCCGGGUUGACAUGUGUUAAGAGCAAAAUCUAAGUAGCUAUUGAUACAGAGUCAGUUGUAUUGGGAGUAGUUAAAACAAAUGUAUUGCUCUUUAGUGUCAGAGCUUCAUCUAAUCUUAUACUUAAAUCAUUUAAGUAAUUAUUUAAACUCAUACUGUCCUCGAAGACUUCAUCUCAUAGGAUGAACACAAAUAUUAACAUUGAUUUCAUGUAUCUUAGGCUAUUCUAGAUAUAUUCCCUAGCCUUCUUCAAGUAAAAUCUUAUUUUUCUCAUUUAGAUAAAAAUUUUCCUGAUUUUUCUCUUCUGUUUUCUUUCCUACUUGCUCAGUCAUUAGUCAUUGACACAAAAAAGUGUGUAUAGCUAAAGGGUGGAAGUAAGUGUGCAUAUGAAUUGUGGUGUAGGGCAGCAGUUCAGGGCAGAGUCUGGAUGUGGCAAAAGUUUGCUUUUGGCUGACUGUCCAUGAUAGACAACAUUAACUUAAAGCAGAGAUAUAUCUACUUUUGUUGGGUGUUAAGAAAAGAGUGCUUAACUGUAUUUUUAUUCUUAUUCGUAAAGUUCCUUUUAAUAUUAGGAAUUCAAAGCAGAUGUUCUUUCCUUCAUCUUCACAGUGUUCUGUCUGUAAUAGGAAGUGGGAAAAUGAUUACUCCAUUUUAUAGGAAAAAAUCCCAAAACUUGGGUUCCAGAGAGCCAGUGAAUAGUGGUGUGGGGAAUGACCCCAGUUUUAUCUUUUUCAUUCAUUCAACAGGAAUAUUUUUAAAAUAGCUGUUUUAUGACUAGCACUGUGCCCUGAGUGUAUUUUUUUAAGACAUGAUUCCUCACUAAGAAAAAUCUACCUUGUAUAAAAAAGUCCUUCCAGCAAAACCCUUUAGUUUUGACUACAUCAUUUGUAAAAUGGAGCUAUUAUCUUAGCCAUAUAGUAUGGUUUGCAUGAUGAUCACCAAACUCUUAAAACUGGAAAUGCCGUGUACACCUUAAUGUAUUGGGCAAGUACUAGACAGACAUUUCCCCUUUGGAUCAGCUUAGAAUUUUCCCUUCUUUCUAGAUCCCACAUAUAGUUGUUCUCUGGAGGAAAACAGACUGUUUCAGUAUUUGUCCUUAUUAGCCUAUUGUCAGAACUCAGUAUCUGAUAAGUGCAGUCUGCCUUAUAAGAAAACGAAAAUUUCUUGUUUUAUCUCUUGAGAUUAUUAUCUCUUUCUCUGAUUUUCUGAUUUCCCAUCUGUAAAGUGUCUAUAAGCAAUCCCUACCUCACAGGGGUGUUGUGAGGAUUUGUAUUAAAACUGUGUUAAGUUCUAUCAGUAUUAUUGGUAAAAACCAACCAUAUAAAGAAAACUACAUUCUACAUGUUUUCUGCAGCUAAACCUAUUAACUUUAGUAUUCCAACUCAUAAAUUCUAGAAUGUCUUAGAAGCAGUCAUGUACUAUUUAAUACUCAAUAAUUAAUUGGCAGAAUUCUUAUUUUUUGUUUACAAAUACUCUAGAAACAGCAGUGUUGCUAGAAUUCCUAUUCUACCUACCAUAGUUUAACCAUCAGUAUUUCUCUUCAGCCUUUAACAAGGAGGAUAUUAAUUCUUUGGUGUUAUUGGGAAUGAAACCUUGCCAAGUUCAACUUUAUUUAAAGUUCCCCCAAACAUAUUGUUUACAUAUAGGAAAAGGAACAAAAGCAAUGGAGAAAAUACCAUUUUCAUUUCUUUGAUGUAGGUCAUCUAAUAGAUGGAGACCAGAAAUGUAGCAGGGCGAAUAACCGAGUAAUUCAUUAUGUUUUGUCAAAAUAGUAAGGCUUCACUUAAAACUGAAGGAAAUACAUAUUAAUCAUGGAAGAAGAUAGUCUGGAAAAUGUAUAAUUCCACCGAUGUUUAUUUGCACAGGCUAAUUCUUGAUGUUGUAACUCAGAUCCUUGAGAAGUAUCCAUUUUUUUGUAGUAAUUGAGGUAAAAAUAGGCCAUGUGAAGAAUUUUCAUAAUGUAACUUGUAUCUUUGUAUGUUUUAAACUAAAUGUAGCUCUAUGGUAUUUUAUUAUAAAUUUUUGAAUUCCUAAGAAUGAAAUCUGUACGUUUUUAUUCUUUGCUGUACUUCUGUGUUUGUAUGGUUGGACUUUUUUGAAAACUGGUAAGAUUAUAUAGUCCUAUGCCUGGCUGUCUUAAAUAUAAGGAAUUACAAACUGAUUUUUGUCUUCAAGACCUGGAAGAAUCCUUUGUGCUUCAGUGUAUAUCUGUGCCACACUUGAUUAAUUAGUAGAUAUUGCUCCAAUGCAAUUGAUGUUAACUGUCAUCAACUCUUCUAUUUUGUGCCAAAUAAAGUCAUUUAGUCAGAUUAAAUAAAAUAUCAACUUAAAAUACUUCAAAGAAACUUGUAUUUCAAAAACCUGGACAAAAAAAAAAGGGAAUUCCUUGGCGGUACAGUGGUUAGGAGUCUGCACUUUCACUGCCGAAGGCCUGGGUUUGAUCCCUGGUUGGGGAAUUAAGAUCGCACAAGCUGCACAGCACGGCCAAAAAAAAAGAAAAAAAACCCAAAAACUUGUACAAUGAAAAAGGGCCCCUGAAGAAAUCUUCAAAGUACUAGUAAUAGUAACACAUAAUACAGGAGACUGAAAUCAAUAAUAUAUUGUAUGGUUAAACUCUUCCACCUAAUGUAUUGUGAGUUUGCUUCAGAAACAUUAUUUCAGGAAGUUUCGUAUUCUCCAUUUGGAAUGAAAACUGUGAAUUUCAUGUAUUUUAUCAUGACAAA